GUGAGGGAGUGGGAGCGCCGUCUCGUGGUGAUCAGCCGAGGCUCUUCCUGAUCUGGAUUUAUGGCUCGCAGCUGUUGAGCGGCUGACAGACGUGUGAGCGACUCAAACACUGCUGCUCCUACCAGCUCUGCUGCUCACUGCUGCGCGGAAAAGACGAGGACUGCUUCGCCUGAACACACAAACGUCAGCAGAUGGUGCGGGAGCAGUACGUCAGCACCACCCAGGGCAGCAGCCCGCCCAGGUCGGUGACCAACAAUGUCUACAACAUCGGGAUCUACGGCUGGAGGAAGCGCUGCCUCUACCUGUUCGUCCUGCUGCUCAUCAUCAUCCUGGUGGUGAACUUCGCCCUCACCAUCUGGGUCCUCAGGGUGAUGUGGUUCAACACGGAUGGGAUGGGACUCCUCCAAGUGAACCCAGAGCAGGUCAAGCUGGAGCACGGCGAGUCAGAGUUUCUCUUCCCCGUCUAUGCUCAGGAGAUCCACUCCAGAGAAGACACUUCACUUCUAGUGCACUCAUCGGAAAAUGUUAACCUUAAUGCCCGAAAUGAAGAUGGUAAUGUCACGGGCAGGAUAUCAGUGGGUCCAAGAGAGGCUCAGGGACAAGCUCGAAACGUGCUCAUUAACUCCCAAACUGAGAGCAUGCUGUUCACUGCAGAUGGCGACCAGGCUGUGAUUGGACCAGACAAACUGCGGGUCACAGGUCCUGAAGGAGCUCUUUUCCAGCACUCGGUGGAGACUCCCAUGCUGAGAUCUGAACUUUUAAAAGACUUGAAGUUGGAGUCCCCCACCCGCUCUCUCAGUUUGGACGCCCCAAAAGGAGUUCAUCUCAAAGCGCUGGCCGGAAACAUCGAAGUGGCUUCCAACAUGGACAUCCUUCUGCAGUCUAGCCUAGGACUGCUGGUGCUGGAUGCGGAGACGGUGUGCAUGCCGAGCCUGCCCCUAAGCCAGAGCGAAGGAGGCGUCUCUGGAAACGCUCAGGGUCUGUACGAGGUCUGCGUUUGUCCCAGUGGAAAGCUCUUCCUGUCCAAGGCCGGGGUCACCUCCACUUGCAGCGAGAAUCAGGAGUGCUAAAAAGACUCUGACAAGGUAAUCGAUUCUCCGUCUCUCGGUAGAUGCCUCUUCUGGGAGGCAACAAGCACAACUGUUUAUAUCUAGCCUGGGUUUUUUAUUUUCGUUAUCUUUGUACCACUGUGGGGCUCUUCUGAUCUCUCACUGGUGCAUCAAGGCCUGUAAAAAUACAAAUGCCUGCUGGCGUACAUGUUGGAGAUGUCAUGAAACGCAUCCUUUUCGUUGCUUUUAUGACCUCCUAACCAUUCAGCUGAAACAAAUUUGCACUCGGCUCCAAAUGUAUCUGCAUCAGAGCUUUGUGGAGGAUUUUUAUCACGCACAGUAUCAUGGCUGGGCAAUGAGGAGCUGGAAACAGCUUACAUCCUAUGCAAUAUUAUCUUGUGGUGCAAUAAAUACACAGACGCAAAUCAAAGGCUUGGAUUAAACAAAAAAUGUAUACUUAUUUUGGUUUAUGCGCCCUUUUGGCUCCAAGCCCUUGGUUGGUAGUGUGUUUGUCUUGGUGUUUAGCAUGUUUUUAUUUAAUUGGGGUAAAAUUAGAGUAAAUAUUUUGUCCUUUCAGAGAUGGAUUUCAUUUUCUUUUUGUAUUUGUUUCAAAUCUGGACACUAGACUUCUUCAUAUGCUUUGGAUUAAAACCACGUGCUUAUGAUACAAUAAAGUGUUACUAGGUAUGUAUUACGUAAUAGUUGUUUUGUUCUUUAGUUAAAGUAUGUGUGUUUGGCCUUUGUUUAAGCUCACAUAAGUACGCAUGCAAAUGUAGAAACAUCUUGCAGCGUUUACUCAAAGUAAAAAAUGCAAAACGCAGCCAGAAGCUCUAGACAAACCAGGGGACAUUAUGAAGUUGAAAGAGGACCAGCUUUAUAAUCCCUGAAUGCCAACAAGCGCUCUGGUCCUAACUGUGUGCAUCAUUUUUAGUGUGUUUUGGGCCUAGUGGUAGCACGUUUGCACCUGUCGGCCUCCGUACAAAGCAUGCAGUGAUGCUUAUGCAAUAAACCGGUAUAGCCAAUUUAAUAGUAAUGAAAAAUCUGUAGUUUAUAGGAUUCUGAAUGGAAAAAUAACAGGAUUAUUUUUUACAUAAUAUGCAUGUCAGGUGACAUUUGCAUCUGUAAGAUUAGGAUUAAAAAGGGCAAUAUUUUUAAAUGAUGGAAACAUUCAUCUAUGUAUCUGCAUCACUGUUUUGAACACAUUACUCAUGGUGUUGUGUUAUCAUUGUCAGUAUUAUUAAGUAGGUCAUUUGCAGUUUUCCCACGUGUUCUGACAUAUUUUAUAAGUGUGUAAUGUGUAUUUAUUAUUUUUGUAUGUUUAAUAAACUUUGUGCUAUUCUUCUA
This is a messenger RNA of Eleginops maclovinus (Patagonian blennie), 2393 nucleotides long. RefSeq names its product sarcoglycan, gamma (gene sgcg). Gene Ontology annotation, biological process: cardiac muscle tissue development; heart contraction. The coding region runs from base 192 to 1070 and encodes 292 amino acids. NCBI's taxonomy places the organism in Eukaryota, Metazoa, Chordata, Actinopteri, Perciformes, Eleginopidae. The record is from RefSeq and is a predicted model, not a curated record. Gene Ontology annotation, cellular component: sarcoglycan complex; sarcolemma. The transcript has 8 exons.